This is a messenger RNA of Dalotia coriaria, 2049 nucleotides long. RefSeq names its product Ceramide kinase (gene Cerk). Bases 132 to 1703 code for a protein of 523 amino acids. Gene Ontology annotation, molecular function: ceramide kinase activity. NCBI's taxonomy places the organism in Eukaryota, Metazoa, Arthropoda, Insecta, Coleoptera, Staphylinidae. The transcript has 4 exons. The record is from RefSeq and is a predicted model, not a curated record. Gene Ontology annotation, biological process: phosphorylation; ceramide metabolic process.
ACUAAACACGUGAAGUUUCUGCUGCGUUUCUGCUGCUUGCAUCUCGCAGGUAGAACAGGUUUGUUGUCAUUGCAGGUUUAGCGUCGCCAUGUAACGUUUGCUACGCGCUAAUUGCCAUGUGACCAGCUUCAAUGAAGUUCCUCCAGCAUUUUCGCUGGUUGAAUCGAGUCAACCACAACGUUACCACCCGCAACGAUUCUGUAUUCGACGCGGGCCUGGACAACCCAGCCAUGAACUUGCCAGAGCUGGACGAUAUCGACACCGCCGUCCUGCUCUCCACCUUCACAUGUAAAAAGAAAAGCUUUAAAGUGUUUUUCCAUAAAAAUCAAAUAGUCUGGGACCGAGUUAAAGCUCCUUUCGCACAAACAAGAGUAUCUAUUGAGGAUGUCAUUUCUGUACGGCACACUGUCAAAAGGGGUGGUUAUUGUGACCAUGAGGAGGUUGAGAUUAAUCCAAACAGUUUCAUCAUUCACUAUGCCACACUAGAGAGCAACAAUUGCCUAAAAUAUGCAAAUGUUGUAUUUUCACACACUGAUCCAAUGCAGGUGCAAUCAUGGGUGAAGACACUGCAGAACUUUCUCAAAAAAAUCGCGCGCCCUAAGAAUAUAUUAAUGUUCGUCAAUCCAUUCGGCGGGCGCAGGCAAGGAAUAAAAAUCAAUCAAAAGAUUUGUAAGCCGCUGUUUGAGAUCGCGGGCGUUGAGGUGACUGUGAUUGUUUCGCAGCGCAAAAAUCAGAUCCGCGAUUACAUCUUGGAGCACAGCAUGGACCAUUACGACGCAGUAGCGUGCGUGGGCGGUGAUGGCACCGUCUCCGAGAUUUUUAAUGGUCUGGUGAUGCGAGAAUGUCGCGACCAGUGUAUUGACAUCGAUGACGCCAACGUGGAUCUGCCCACGCCUAAGAUGCCCAUUGGAAUCAUCCCCGGUGGCAGCACCGAUACGAUAUCGUAUUGUCUCCAUGGCACGACUGACAUUACUACGGCAGUGUUGUAUAUAAUCCUGGGACAACGUCUGGGAAUGGAUUUGGUGUCUGUUUAUGACCAUCACAAGCUUCUGCGCCUGUAUGCAAGCGUUCUGAGCUAUGGGUAUUUGGGCGAUGUGAUAUACCACAGCGAGAAAUAUAGAUGGAUGGGUCCGCGGCGUUAUGAUUACUCUGGUUUCAAGACAAUCAUUGCGAAUAAGGGCUACGAAGGCGAGAUUGCUAUCAAAGCGAUGGAUGAUGCGCCAGCAUCGCCUAUUAAAUGCGUUGCCGAUUGUAAGGAGUGUGGCGAUAGAGGUGAUAAUAGCGGUAAGCCACCCGAGGAAGCCUGGCGCAGCGUGCAGGGCAAGUUUUUUAUGAUUAGCGGCGCCAAUAUCAGUUGUUCCUGCGACCGCACACCGAAUGGUAUUGCACCUUUUUGUCAUUUGGGUAAUGGACAACUGCACAUGGUUGUGGUGCGACACACUUCUCUCCUCAACAACCUGCGUUUGCUGCUGCGGCUAACGGACAGGUCGCGUGGCCUCGGCGAAUUUCCCUUUGUCGAAGUGCAUCAGGGCUCCGAGUUUUGCUUUCGGCCGUUGAACGCCACCAGCAAGUGGAAUUGCGACGGCGAGUUGCAGCAUGAAACUGAGAUACGCGCAAAGGUGCGAUGUCAAUUGCUCACGGUGUUUGGCCGCGGCCGGCCGGACCAGGAGCCGGUGGUGCGGCGUUGCGGCGUUUGCUGUUAAUUGUGUGCGGCGUUUCUAUCUCAAAUUCUCAAUUUGGUUGUGGGUAGAAUUCACGAAACGUGGUGGCGGCUGCUCUACUUGAUUUCUUUUAGUUCCUUGGCUUUUUACAUUCCAACUUUCACUCGAAACUUACAGAGUUACCUUCUUAUAUAAGUAUUUAUUGCAUAGUAUUGCCACUGGGCUGAAUGUUUGAAUCAGCGCAUCAGUACCAAGUAUUAUCAAUUUAGUUUUUUUGACACUACGCGCAUUUAAUCUGAUGAGGUGUGAUGAUUCCAAUCUGCUUCUCAUUUAAUAUCAUUAUUUUAUACAAGCGGACGAAAUAUAAAGAUACAUAUUGUUGACACAA